This is a messenger RNA of Musca domestica (house fly), 1521 nucleotides long. RefSeq lists its product as uncharacterized. The transcript is spliced from 3 exons. Gene Ontology annotation, cellular component: nucleus. Lineage: Eukaryota; Metazoa; Arthropoda; Insecta; Diptera; Muscidae. The record is from RefSeq and is a predicted model, not a curated record. Gene Ontology annotation, biological process: mesoderm formation; regulation of transcription by RNA polymerase II. Gene Ontology annotation, molecular function: RNA polymerase II cis-regulatory region sequence-specific DNA binding; DNA-binding transcription factor activity, RNA polymerase II-specific; protein dimerization activity. The coding region runs from base 255 to 1304 and encodes 349 amino acids.
UUAAGCGUUUAAUUGAAUACCGAACGGAUUGAUGUUAAGCUGGACUCGGAGUUUGUUAAGGCCUCCCGCAUUUAAGUGCUUUUGAAAUGAAAUUUAAAACCGACGGUCAUUAACAGCAAAUAGUUGUAAUUCUAAUUUUUCAUUCUAAUGAAAAGGAAUAAGAAAUUGUGCAUCAAGUUCUGUGUUUUUAUGUGAAAACAAAAAUAAAAAUCAAUUGUUAAUAUUAUUAAAACUAAAAAAUUGAAAAUAAUACAAUGAAAGAUCAUCCAGAACAAAUGGAUAACGAAGUUACUCCCACGACACAUUUAGUUGAGCCAAGAGCUGAAACUGCAACCACCGACGGUCCGUUGCCAACAACAGUUAUUGUAAAAACAUACGAUUCGGAUACGGAAAACGAAAAACCAGUACUUCUAGAAUUGGGAACAACUUCGGUUAACGCACACUCACACACUGUUUCCAAUUCGCAGAUAUCUGUUCCGACGACUUACGCAGAAGAAUAUCCUUUAGAUAUGCAUUUAAAUAGCUACGCCAUAACUGCACAACAUUCUACAUAUCCGAAUUCAGCUGACAGCGGUCCUAUGAAUAACUUAUAUACCUCGAUGCACUGUAACAAUUCUUACAUGGAUCCAAUAUCAAUACCACCACCAACACUGCAACCCUUGUCAACACCCUUACAUUCUAUGCCUGGAUCCAUGACCGGUCCAACAUAUACCGGCCAUAUACCACAUACGGUUCACACUUGGGCCACCGGAACAUCCGUAACAAAUGUUCGCUUAGAGGAUAAUAUGAAUACAGAUACAGGUCCCGAAACAGUACCAGCACCAAUUUAUAUGUCCUACAAUCAUAUUCACGAGCAUCCGAUCAGCACGGAGGUCAAUCGUUCUUGGAAAGAGAAAGCAUUACAAAGUGAAAAAGACUACAAAAAAACUGCCUGCGACCGAGAACGAACACGAAUGCGAGACAUGAAUCGAGCAUUCGAUCUGCUGCGUUCCAAAUUGCCAAUAUCCAAGUCCAAUGGUAAAAAAUAUUCAAAAAUUGAAAGUUUACGAAUAGCCAUAAAUUACAUAAAUUAUUUGCAACAAUAUGUAAAAGCCACCGACCCGUUGCCACCACAAAGUGCUGUGGAUUACCUGACCGAAUUAAGUUUACGACGUCGUUCUAACGCCCACCGCUAUGACAAUCACAAGUCUGUGUCGCCGUCCUAUGAUGAUCUCAAUGAGAAGGACGCACUCGAAGAGUCUCAUCACAGCGCAUGGAAUGACAGCUAUUUGUCAAAUAAUUCAAGCCACGACAAAUGGGACUGACAUUAAAAUGCAACCUCGCCAUAAGUAGUGCAUUGAUUAAAUACCAAAGAAAUGUGGUUCAUGCUGGGAUCAGAAGCUUCCUGUUUAUUAAAACGUAAUUAUUUAUAAAGUCUUAUAUAUAAGACCAAGAACAGAUGACUAGCAUGUUUGCUAUAAGAAUACAUUAUUGUGAUUUGAUUCACAAUGAAAAUCGUUAAAUUUUAGUUUAAAGUGCCAA